Molecule: messenger RNA, 808 nt
Organism: Arachis ipaensis
Lineage: Eukaryota; Viridiplantae; Streptophyta; Magnoliopsida; Fabales; Fabaceae
Source: RefSeq, a predicted model, not a curated record
UUGAGGAGGAGGAGGCGGUGGUGAUGGUGCUUGCUACAGCUGCGGUGGUAGGUACAACGGCGGAGGCGGUGGUGGAAGCUGUAACAACUGUGGGUAUUCUGGGCUUUUGCAAGGGACUGCCCAACAAGCUCUCGCUGACAAAUAUUGAGAAAGUGACUCGUAGAGCACAGGAGCAAUUUCAGAUGGUUUUAGAGGAGAAAAGCAGAUUUGCAUUCGAUGUUGAUCUUGAUGCUCCAAAAGUUAGAAUUCCUCUCAGAUCUCGUGGUUCAGCCAGAUGUGAUAGUCAUUUUCUUUUGGACUUUGGUCAUUUUACACUACACACUGCGGAAAGCCAGUCUGAUGAGCAGAGGCAUAAUCUUUAUUCUCGAUUUUACAUAUCAGGACGUGAUUUUGCUGCCUUUUUUACGGACUGUGGCUCUGAUUUUGGGAGUUGCAGUUUGGUUAAACCAACUCAUGAUAGUCAAAUAAUAAGCUCACCAUGGGCCAAAGAAGCUGAUAAUGUGUAUUCUGUCAUUGAUAGGUGUGGAAUGGCAGUACUUGUUAAUCAGAUUAAAGUGCCUCAUCCAAGUUACCCAUCGACAUGUAUAUCCAUUCAAGUGCCAAAUCUUUGCAUUCACUUUUCACCAGAGAGAUUUUGUAGAAUCAUGGAAAUGCUGAGCAUAUUGCCAAGACUAUGGAAACAUGUAAUCAGCCUACACCUGAUAGUUUACACUCCAAACUUGCUCCUUGGAGUCGUGAUCUAGUUGUUGAUGGUAGAAUCCUAGUUUGGAAGGGAAUUGGGAAUUCAGUUGCUACGUGGCAAAAUUUC